UUCUUUUUUCCAUUUUUGUCUUCUUCUUUCAAAAUCACCAUUAUUUCUUGGAAACUCGGUCUCUAAUUAUUCCAUUUCAUUCCCUAUAUAAUCUUGCAAAUCAAACCACUCAAUCACCAAAAAUACAAUCCAAAAUUAGUUUUCUCUAAUCUUUACAUAUUAAUCCAAAAUGGGCAAGAUUACUGGCUCUAGUAAGCAACAUUUUCAAGAAAAUCUUGGUAAGAGUAUAAAACCUAUCAAGAACAAGAAAAAACCAAUCAAGAUUACUUAUAUUUCUAAUCCAACAUUGUUUCGAGCAACGAAUGCUUCCGAUUUUCGAGCAAUUGUUCAAGAAUUGACUGGCAAAGAUUCCAAAGUUUUAGAUUUUGCUUGUGAUGAUCAUAGUAAUGAAACUAGCCAAGGUCCUAGCAUUGAAACUCCAAGUUUGAAGAUUGAGAGUGACAUUACGGACGAUGUGUUUUCGAGCUAUACGUCGUCUUCUUCGUUAGAAAGCGUAGAAGAUAGUUUCUUUUGGAAAAAUGUUUCAGAAGGAUUCUUUGAUUUUAAUAAUACUAAUCAUGUUUUUGUGUGAUUUUA
Mercurialis annua (annual mercury) is the source of this 576-nucleotide messenger RNA. RefSeq lists its product as uncharacterized. The transcript has a single exon. Lineage: Eukaryota; Viridiplantae; Streptophyta; Magnoliopsida; Malpighiales; Euphorbiaceae. Bases 170 to 571 code for a protein of 133 amino acids. The record is from RefSeq and is a predicted model, not a curated record.